AUGUUUGGCCCGCUCGCUGUUGACAACCGGAGUGGCGUCAUUGUCGUCGGCUGGCUGCAGCAUUGCGCCCACAUUCCCUACGACCUCUAUACCGUCUUUAUUAACGUCGCUAAUGGCUUCAUGUGCGCCCACAUGCUCCCUGGUACGACUUACGGUACGGAGGCCUCAACAAUUACAAUUCUCACAAUGCAAUCGUCAGGGGACUGCUGCAGCGCAUGCUCCGUUCACCCAGACUGCCGUUACUGGGUAUUCAGGCGAUGCAAGAACACCUGCACCCUUAAACGUGAAGAGGGAGCAGGUCCCGGCUUCUUCGUGGAUGCAAGAACUGUGGCAGGCGGAGUGAGACGUAAGUUGCAAUCGAGCGACCGUGGGCAGGUGAACGCUGUGGCCCUCUUGGACAACCCCGGAGGUCGCCGCUGGGACCUCGUCUCCCCUGUUGACCCAAGUGCACAAUGGAUCUGGUCACGUGGCGGCGCAGCAUGGUGGAUCCCUGGCGCCCCCACAAACCCCCCAACUACUUUUAGCUACGUCUACAGGGCUGCAAGUGCGGUGACUGCCAAUAUAUAUGUUACCGCAUAUGAUUACGUCUGGAUUUACAUCAACGGCAUGCAGACAGGUACCAGCAAGCUUUAUAGCGUUUGGAAUCCUAUUCCGCCGGUGUCAGUGACCCUGCAGAAGGGGCCCAACCUCAUUCAAAUGCGGGUCCAGAACAGUGCUGAUCUCACCAUUGCGGGUGUCAUCAUGUCGCUUCAAGACUCAAAUGGGCAGGUGUUGGUCCGUUCCAAUGCGUCCUGGGUAUGGUCCGAGAGACCCAUAUAUGUAGCAGAUCGUGUUUGUGUACAGCCGUAG
Messenger RNA from Volvox carteri f. nagariensis, 849 nucleotides. RefSeq lists its product as uncharacterized. The record is from RefSeq and is a predicted model, not a curated record. Lineage: Eukaryota; Viridiplantae; Chlorophyta; Chlorophyceae; Chlamydomonadales; Volvocaceae. The transcript is spliced from 4 exons. The coding region runs from base 1 to 849 and encodes 282 amino acids.